AAUUGUGUGCCCUGGUAAAGAGACGAAGCAUGCGAGACGGCGGAAGAAGGCAGUGAGAAGAAUAAUAAGAAGAUGAGCGGCGGGAAGAAGGGUGGGCCCCCGAAGCAUCAGAACAAGUUUGCCUGGAAACCCAACGCCGGUCGCAAGAUCAAUGAAACUGAAGUUGGGGGAAGGUUCAGGCCUCUGUCUGAGAUAACUGGUGUGUGCCCUCGCUGCAAGGACCAGAUCGAUUGGAAGCGCCGUUAUGGCAAGUACAAGCCUCUUGUUGAACCUGCCAAAUGUCAGAGAUGCUCGAAGCGUGCUGUUCGUCAAGCUUACCAUAACUUGUGUUCUGGGUGUGCAAAAGAGCAUCGUGUAUGCGCAAAGUGUUGUUGCAGUGUGGACAAUAUAGUUGGAAGAGAUUCUGCUGAAGUUGAGGCGGAACAAAAGAUGCUUGAGGAGGCUAUUAAGUAUUCUAGGGAGAGAGAAAGGAGAACACUAUUGCGGGCUAUGAAUAAAGACAAACCUAAAAGUUCAAGAAAUAACCCAACAGAUACCAGGGACAAUAAGGUUGGGCACUUAUUUCCAAAUGCAACCCUGGAAGAUUAUGCUAGAUUGCAUGGAGUUAAAAAGGAUCAUGGUGAUGGUGAAACCUGUGAUAGUAAAUUUGAUGAUGAUAGUGAGGAAGAAGUUUGUGAUGACAAAGAUGUUAACAGUGAGAAUGAAGAUUGUGGUGAUGAUGAUGAGGAUGAGGUGGAGGAG
Messenger RNA from Arachis duranensis, 741 nucleotides. RefSeq lists its product as uncharacterized. The record is from RefSeq and is a predicted model, not a curated record. NCBI's taxonomy places the organism in Eukaryota, Viridiplantae, Streptophyta, Magnoliopsida, Fabales, Fabaceae.